Molecule: messenger RNA, 11417 nt
Organism: Linum trigynum
Lineage: Eukaryota; Viridiplantae; Streptophyta; Magnoliopsida; Malpighiales; Linaceae
Source: the annotation of a GenBank genome assembly
AUGUUUAAUGCAUUGUAAAAUUCGUCCCCAUAAUUUACCUUCUCAUUCUUCCUUUGCAAGGGGGACGGGAUACGGUGACAACCCCUAAGGGGGUUGUCAGAUUCACAAUCAAGGGUAUUUUGGGUAUGAAAAAAAGAAAUAUAUUAAUUACCUUUUGUGUAUUAAUUAUAUUGGGAAUUAAAAACUCAUAAAUACAAUUUUUUUUAAAUUUAAAUCCUAUACAUUAAUAUCUCUAUCUAUCUCUCUCUUCCUUUCUCCAGCGGCCACUCCGCAUCGACGGACAGACUUUUUCUCCGGCGAAUUCUCUCCGACGGACUCCCUCCGGCAACCUGAAAAAAUGACCCAGUGCAUUAAAAAGUGUAUCAAUCCAUUAGUCUACUGGUAAUUAAUAUACCAGUGCUAGUGGUACGCAACCAAUGCGUUAAAAAAUGUACCAGUACUAGUGGUACGCUACCGAUACAACGCUACCACUACCAUUGGUAGCGGUACCUGUAGAGAAUAAAUGUACCACUAGCAUUGGUAGCGAUACCAGUAGAGAAUAACACAAAAAGAAAACAGAUGAUAGUGGUACCAGAUGAUAGUGGUACGCUACCACUACCAGCUACCUUAUGGUAGUGGUAGGUACCACUAUCACUGGUACGCUACCAGAAAAAAAUGGUACCACUAAAAAACCAGAUCUAGAAAAGGGGAGUCGGUGACGGGAGAGAGAGUUAGGGGAAGAGGGUGACCUCGCGACGGCGGCAGUGGUGGGGGACGAAGGGCGGCGAGAGGGCUCCGGCGGGGAGAGGAUGAUUGUGCCACGGUGGUGGGAGGCGGAGGGUGCCGACAGGCGGCUGAAGGCGGAGGGGAGAGGAUUUCGCUCCCGUCUCGUCCGCCGAGUAGGGAAACAGGAACUACCGGCGAGGUUGGAUACGACGGCGGAGGAGGAUCGCGUCGGUGGCGGCGAUGGUCAGGCGGAGGAGAAGGAGGAUAGUCGGAGAUGGCGGAGACGAGAUGGCGGUUGAAGGCUCGACAGGCGGCUGAAGGCGGAGGGGCGCCGACGUCGGCGGUGGAGGGCUGUGGCGGCGGAGGGCUCUGCGAGAGAGGGAGGAGAGACAAUGAUGGCUACGGGAGAGAGGGAGGAGAGAGAGAGAGGAAGGAUGAAGGAGUUAGGGUUUUUUAUUUUUAUAUGGUAGGGUGAAUGAUUGGGUGUGAUAAAUUUUUACCCUUCCAAAAAUACCCUUCCUUUAAUCUUAACCCUUAAUUUAAAAAAAGGAAAAAAAAUACAGGAGAGAGAACGUAUCUAAGAGCUAUGAAGUGGGUUGUGAAUCUCCCUUGAUUGUCACCGUAUUCCGUCCCUUUGCAAGGUCGCCUUGACACAUUCUCGUAAAGUACGUACUUACAAUGCGCAAGUUCCAUUCUUUUGAAUAUCUUUUGUACCCGAAGGGAUCGUCUACAGCUGUGAAUCUUUGAAUUGAGAGCAUUUUCAACAUUCAUAUUUCGAAGAUGGGAAUGAAUACUACUUCGUGGAUGAUUUUUAAAAGUGUAAUUGUAAAAUUGUUUAAAAAUAUCAAUCAUAAUGAGUCGGAAUGAAUUAUCCUAACAACAUAAUAAGGAGAUUCCAGCCCGCAGCACCAUUAAUUCCUGUUUUCCUGCGCUCUGCGCAGUUCACGGGAGGCCAAAUUGGUAAAAUGACUCCGUUUUCAUUCGAUUGAGAUGGGUCGCCGGUAGAAAAUGUCUGGGCCCUCCCUCAAAACCCAAUCCUGUCGCGCCUGCAAACUUGAACGCCCUCAUCGGGCCAGAUUGGGCUGUCGGACUGACCGAGACUCUCUUGCUAUCUCUCUCAAACGAACCCCAACUUCCAGCCGCCGCCUGCCCAAACAACCUCGCGGCGAAACUCACCGCUCGCAGCCUCUGUGAAAUCGAACCUCACCGCGGAGCCUGUCUUUCGCGUCCCCCAACUCUCUCGCUGCCGACCGGACCAAACCUCACCGCCUCUCUCGCUGGCGGCCGUAAUUUCAACAUCGCAGCUGUCUCUCUCUUCUUGUCUUUCAUGUCCGCCAACUCUCUCGCUGUCGGCGGCCGGCCGGAAAUCUAACCUCGCCGCCCAACUCGAGCACAAACUCGGAGCCUGUCUUUCGUGUCCCCUAAAUCCGGCAGGCCGUGUUGUGGAUGUGGAGAUUUUGUUUCCCCUUCCUUCUCCAAUACACCCUUCUAUUCUGCCCCGGUGCCAAUCGAGCCACCACAAGACCCACACUUCCUCCCUCACAAGCGGUGCGAUUUCUCAAUUUACUACUGAAGAAAACUUGAUUUAGAGUUCAAUAACCUGCUCAGCAACUCCGUCAAUAAGGUAACAAAUCAUGUCGCAUGUUCAUGUCUUCCCCCUUUUUGGUUUGAUCUGUUGCAUAUCACCAAUGAUGGUACUGUUACUACAUUCACAUCAUUAACAAGAGGCCGAUUGUGCACGAUUCUACUAGCUAGAUCGUUUAGUUAAAUGCUAUUUGAUUCUUCUAGACUAAAAGUUGUAAUUGACUGAUAUAAUUGGCCUCUGAUAUGUAUUGUCUUUCAAUUCACUGCUAUUGAUCUCGCAAGAAUCAAGUUGAAGUGUUAACCAUUCCAAUGUACGCAAUUGGACAUCUGCAGACUAAGAGUUUUUGUGAGGCUUUGAACUUUGCUUCACACGAUUUUGAAGUAAGAGUUGUCUGCUUAGAGUUUCAAUACAAAUUAACAUUCUCAUAUUUUUCGUUUUUAUAAUUUAAGGCUGCAGUAUAACAUUUUGGUGAGUUGAUAGGUUGAAUGUUCUCCCAAGUAGUUUGGAGAUCCCAAAUCCCAGUCUAGGCUUGGGCAUUUUAUUUGGAAUGUCGUUAUUGGUUCUUUGAGGCAUUGCCCGCAAUGACGUUCAUGUGCCUGCAGAUUGUGUACAACCAUGUUGCCAAUUGAAGCUACAAGUCUGGCAGAUUAUGGGGGUGACGAUUGGUGCUGCAACCGAAGAUAUUUGAUGGAUGCCACAAGGAUGAACUAAGGGCAACGAUAGGGCAGGAGAUGUGGAGCUGAACACCAGAAAGAACUUAGCAUUUGUUUCAUGCAAUUAAAAAUGAGGGUUUUGUGAUUUAAAAAUUAAAUGAUUUAUCAAUGAUUUUAGGUAUUAUAUAUAAAUUUCCAACAACCAUUUGUUUGCUGAGAUGUUUUGAUCAUAAAUUUAUGGGUUUGAGAUGUAGAACUUAAAGUUCAAAAGUACCUUAUUAUCAUUUUUUAUUUGUCUGCCAUGUUUAUCAUAUGUACACAAAUAAGGACAAUAUGUACAAAUAAUCAUAAUGUUACCGCAAGUACAAUAAUAAUAAUAAUAAUAAUAAUAAACAAGAGUUUUAUUUUACGUCAAAAGUUGUAUAACCAGAGAAAUUUUGUUUAAUUUUAACGUAAAAUAUAUCAAUUAUCAAUUUUUUUUAUAAAAGGUGAUACCAAUUUAGUAAUAGCAAGAAGGAAAAUAUUAGAACACAAGUAAGGGCAUAAAAAAUCUUACUCAUAUUCACGGAUUAAUUAAAUAAUUGUAUUAUUGAUUUAUUAUUAAUUAAUUGAUUAAUUAUAAUGUAAAAUAUCUAAAAUAUCUAAAAGUAAGUGCAACCUUGACAUAUUAAAUUUCAUGAGUAUAUAUGUGUAAAAUUUCAUCACAGAUUUAUAGCAUAUUUCAAAUCUCCCAUCAACACUUGGGAUUCACAAGAUUAUACACUUGGGAUUCACAAGAUCAUGAAAACACUCGGAGUUGGACAUAAAAAUUCAAGGACCCAACGGAUUUGAUCCAAAAAAUGAUGGAGCAAUUAAUGAAUUUCUAUUAAAUCCAUAAUGAUCAUGGAUUUGUGCCCUCAUCCAUCCCUCAAAUCGAAGAUGCAAACGUCGCUCAAGUGCACAUGGGGCUGAGGUUCCCUGGGUUAUCAAAUAAAAAAAAUCCAAGAUGCAAACCACCCCUAAAAUGCAGAGGAAGAGGAUCAAAUAAAAGCAUAAAGUUGUCAGUAAGAAAAUAUAUUUUCACUUGAAUUUGUAUAAGUUGUUGCUUAAUUAGUAUUUCUCUAUUUUACAUAGCACUUUUAUGGAUGGCUUGGUGACUGAGGAUUUUAGAAUUUGGGUCAACUGUGAAGGUUGUAUAUGGUUAGAAACUUGGAAUCAUCCUAAAUAUCAAGAAUAUGGUGCUUGAUUUGUAUAAUCUAUUUGACCACUUCCUUAUGAUUUAAAUGUGAAAAUUUAAAUAGUUGGAAAUAUAUAUGAUAUGGUCGACAUGUAUAUUUGCACAUAGAAAUAAUUUUACACGGAACUUGAUUCCCACAAAUUUAAUUGAGUGUUUCCAUAGCGUCACCUUAUCUUUGUGUAUAUCUCCUGCUUUGAAAGCACCAGAGUAGGAAAAACCAUUCAUCAAAGUUCAUUUUCAUAUUAUUUUUUAUUUGUUAUAAAUAGGAUGCAUGUUUAAUUGUUUAUCUUACUUAUUCAUGGAUAAUGUCUUCAACAACCUCUCAAGCAUGGGUUGUAAGCAUUGGUAUCUAUUGUUCGUGGUAAUACAAGUGCUUCUGGAAAAGAAAAAAAAACUCCUCUUAUUAUAUUGUAAGUAUAAUUUGGUGAAUUAAUGUAAGGAACAAAAUACACGUUCCUAGCAUUUCCUUGCAGCUUUCAUCUCAUUACUAUAACUAUCAUGUUUAGUUUGUUGGUUGUACGAGUACCUUGAAGCACAGAGGGGAUCAGACUGGGAGUUAUAGCCAGAGGUUGAUAUGAGUGUUGGUUUAUUGCGAUUUGCAUCCAAGGGUUAUGUAGCCAAAAGGAAGCUCAAGUCUAUAGCUCUUUCGCUAGGGAUUCUCAUAUUGGUCAGGAUGAAGAGAUAGGAUUAGAAGAAAUCAUCACUAGAGAACCCGGAAAGAUAAAGCAGAACUAUUGAGAAUCUGGGAUAGGAUUUGAAGCCACAAGGAAGUCGUUCGAUUGUUGGUGAAGUACAGUUAUAGGCUUCUGCCUUGGUUCCACUUACCUGGUCAUUCAAUAUGGUGGGUGAAGUAUUGACUCAUUCUUCUGUGGAAUGAAAAUCAAUCAGACUAUUGAAUUGGUAGCCCAAGUAUUUAUUUCCCAUUAAUUUUUUUACUGUUCAUCUCAUGUAACAUUUUUCAACACAUUAGAGAUGUUAUUGCUUAUUAUUAUUGUUUGUAAAAUUAAAAAUCAAUUCUUUUAAUUCAUCUUCAUAAUAAACAUUCAGUGGCUCUAUCCGCAUAGAAAGUUUAAAUUCAACUUAUCCCAUAAACACUUGCAUACAACAAUUUUUAGAUGAAACUUUCGUGGGUAUUAAUAAACACAUAUUUUUUUGCUAAAAUUUUGUUCAAACACCAUUUUAUUACAAAAGUUAUCCAAAAAAAUUAUUUUCAAUUGGGUUUAUAUUUCAACCUUAAUCAAAUUAUAUGAUUAGACGUAAAAUACCCGCCAACCGGGGGCGGGCCCGGUGCUAGCACAGAGAGGCAUGUUAAUGGGCUCAGGGAAAAGAUUUUUCACCGUUCCAAAUAUUUUACAAUUAAAUUUUGAUUUUCAAUGAAAUGCAUGAGAAGGAUGAGACUAUUUAUGAUGAAUAUAAAAUUUCAUUAAUGAAGGUGAAGUUGUGUGGAGAAGAUGCUUUUGAUGGAGAAACAAUAAAAAAGAAAUCCAAAAGGAAAUUUGCGAUAAUUCUAACAGCAAAGAGUACAUUGAAGUUGGUUUUGAAUAUUAAAUUUUUUAUUAAUCGGUUACUUGCAUGAGUUUUGUUGUUUACUUUUAAUAAGGACUUCUUUAUAUGAGUGUUAAGAUGUUGUAAAACUCAUGAUACAUGUUUUUUUUUAUAUUUUUAGUUAUCGAAUAAUUUGUGUCCUUUCAUGAUACCAAAUAGAUGAUUCGGGUAAUUACUCUUAUUGUCUAUACUCUUGAUAUAAUUGAUCCGGCCAACGGGCGAGCCUGUGACUAGUUUCUCAUAUAAGACACAUAGCCAAAUUCAUCAACCAAUCGCGUCCCCUCACCCGGACUUAGUAUAGGGUCAGUAACCAUUGAUUACUAACAUAUGAGUAACUAAAUUUGGAUCUUAGAUCUAAGUGGACUCAGAAAAUCCAGAUCUAAGAGUUGUCAAUUAAAGACAUUUUAUUUUCCCUAGUUUUUUUAAUCGGCUUUUAUCUUCUUCGUUCUAACUCGGAUUUCAAAUUUUUUUUUUUACAGAUGGAACAAGUUCGUUGUGCUCUACAAAAUUAGAUCAAUUUUUAAUAUAUUUCGAGAUUUUUAUUCAUACCACCCGUUGCCAACUACAUACCAUAUGGUAACUUCUUCGUUUUUAAGUCGUUUUUUAAAACGUUUGCUCAAAAGGAACGAGUUCAUCAUGAUCUAUUGGAUCUAUAAAUUUCUGGGUGAAAAAAAUACUGAACCAAAAACUACUAUACUUUACCUCUAUGGUAUGUGGAUGGUAGCUUGUGGUAACUUGUAGUAAACAAUGAUGAAAGUCAUAAAUGACACUUAGGGGUCGUUUGGAAGUUGCGAUUGUUAAAUAGAUGUAUUGUUGAGAAUGCAUGUAUAAUAUUAUACAUGUAUUGUUGAAUUUGAUGCAUUGUAGAAUACAACGUUUGGUAUGUGUGAUUGUGUAUGUCGCAUCAGCUAAAACCUGAGACAAAACAAUCUCAACUCAACUAUCUCAACAAUCACAACUAAAAGUUGAGAUGUAACAAUCACUAAAAAUGAGUGAUAGUUUCUGUCACAUCACAGAAACAAUCCAUCUUUUGUUUCUGCUAAAAAACCAAAACGAUGCAUUGUAAACAAUACAUGCAUAAUGAGAAUCUCAACAAAACUAUCGCAACUUCCAAACGACCCUUUAGUAUACUCCUACUAUCAUGUAUUCAACCUUCUUACCAUAUUGAUAUGUUCAUACCAUUAUGGUACGCUUUCUUAUCAUAUAGUAUUAAAUAGGAGCAUAUCAUAUGGUAAUUACUCGUAAAAAAAGACUCAAUUUUUUUGUACUAAAAAUAUAUCAAAGUGAAUAUCAUUUUAAAUAGCACAUUUAAUCUGAUUUAUCUUUGCAAAAAAAUUAACUUUCGACUUAAAACGAGAAAGAAAUCGUCGGUUAAAGAUGAAAGGAGAAGGGAUUAAAAAAAACUUUUAAGAAGAGAGAGGGAUGCUGAUGUGGACGGGUUACUCAUAGUUACUCACCAUAAAGUUACUGACCAUAUCCGCUCCCCUCACCCGAUAACGACUCAGUUUGGCCCUACCGUAGUUUUUGCAGAAGCAGCUUCUGGCUUGAACUUUUAGAGAAGUACUUGUAAAAAAAACAGUGAAGUGUUUGGUUGAAAUUUUAUUAAAAGUGCUUUUUAAUAUGAGAGGUUGUGUAAAAUGACUGUAAAUGACUUAUAAUAUAAACUAUGAAUAAUAAGUCUAAACAAUAAAAUGUAAUCAAAAUGGAUCUCUUUGACUUCUUUUAUAUUAAAUAAUAUGAUUUAAAAUUUAUUUUAUUCUUAAAAUGAUAUAAAUGAAAUAAAAUUAUAUUUUCUGAAAUAAAAUUAAAAUAUGGUAAGGAUAAUCUUGUAUUUUCAAAACAGCUUUUCGCAGAAGCUCCAAAUCGGAUCUUCUGCUUUUAUGUUAUAUAAAAGCGUUUUUCGGCUUUUCAAAAGCCAAACUUUUAGAGGUGUUUGAUCCUACUUCAACUUUUAAAACCGAAAAGCACUUCUAAAAGUCGGGCAUAACAACAAUAAUUCUCUUCUCAGCCUACUCGGUGCCUUAUAUCACCUGAUCACUACCAGAAUUAGUAAACUGAAGCGUCACUUGCUUCAUGAACUACGGUGAGAGAUUUGGAAUCAAGUUCAGUGCUUGCAAAUUUUAGAGUACCAUAUUCCUCUAAAUUAAUUAGCAAAAAUUGUUAAAUAAAAACAAUUAGUAAUCGUGUUUCUUACCCAUAAAUAGAAUUCACCACAACGGCUCAAGAUAGUGUGCAUAACCAUGGGUUAUGCAUCCAUCAAUAACCAAAUUCGGACCCUUCAUAUAGAAAAUUCAGAUCUAAGGAUGGAAAAUUAAGGACCAUUUUUAUGUUUCCUAGCUUUCUUAAUCGGCUCAUAUCUUUUUCGUUUUAACUCGGAUUUUAAUUUUUUUUUUGCACAGAUGGAAUGAGUUCAUCGUGCUCUACCAAAUGAGAACAAUUUUCAAUAUUUUUUUAGAAAAAAAAAAUUCUGGCCUCUUGGUACCAACUGCAUACCAUAUGGUAUCUUCUUCGUUUUUAAUUCGUUUUUGAAAAAGUUUGCACAGAAGGGACGAGUUCAUCAUGAUCUAUUGGAUCUACAAAUUUUUGGGUGAACAAAUUACACGACCAAAAAAUACCACACAAUAUCAUACAAUACCACCCUGGUACGGGGUGGUAUUGUAUGGUAUCUUCUUCGUUUUUAAUUCAUUUUUGAUAAAUGUUUGCACAGAAGGGACGAGUUCAUCAUGAUCUAUUGGAUCUAAAAAUUUUUGGGUGAACAAAUUACAGGACCAAAAAAUACCACACAACCAUACAAUACCACCCUGGUACGGGGUGGUAUUGUGUGGUAUACAAUGUUAAAAGUCGUAAAUGACAAUUAAUAUACUUCUACUAUCAUGUAUUCAACCAUCCUACAGUCUUGGUUUGUUCAUACCACCAUGGUACGUUUUUCAAACCAUAGGUAUGCUUUUAUUUCAAUACCAGUCAAUACCAUAUGGUAUAGACUGGUAAAAAAUGGCUCAAUUUUUUUUGUUCGAAAAAUAUAUUAAAGUGGAUAUCAUUUUGAAGAGCACAAUUAAUCUGAUCUAACUGUGCAAAAAAAAAAAAAUUAAAUUUCGACUUAAAAUGAGCGAGAAAUCGUCCGUCAAAGAUUAAAGAGGGGAAAAUUAAAGGCUUUCCAGGAGAGAGAGGAUGCUGAUGUCAUGCUGAUGUGAGCUGGUUACUCAUGGUUACUCACCAUAAUGUUACUGACCUGAUCCGUUCCCCACCACAACUCAUUAAAUUCAACAAACAAAUUCCCCCACCCCCACCUCUUAGGAUAGAGUCAGUAACCAAUCAGUAACCAUUAGUUACUGACCUAUGAGUAACUAAAUCUGGACCUUUAGAUCUUAGUGGGUCCAGAAAAUUCAGAUCUAAGGGUUGUCAAUGAAAGACAUUUUAUUUUCCCUAGUUUUCUUAAUCGACUCUUAUCUUCUUCGUUCUAACUCGGAUUUCAAAAUUUUUUGCACAGAUGGAACGAAUUCGUUGUGCUCUACAAAAUGAGAUCAAUUUUCAAUAUAUUUAACGAAACUUUUUUUUUACCAACUACAUACCAUAUGGUAACUUCUUCGUUUUUAAGUCGUUUUUGAAAACGUUUGCUCAGAACGAACGAGUUCAUUAUGAUCUAUUGGAUCUAUAAAUUUCUGGGUGAAAAAAAUACUUGAUAAAAAAUUACCAUACUUUACCACUAUGGUAUGUGAGUGGUAACUUGUAGUAAACAAUGAUGAAAGUCGUAAAUGAUAGUUAGUAUACUCCUACUAUCAUGUAUUCAACCUUCUUACUAUAUUGGUAUGUUCAUACCAUCAUGAUACGCUUUCUUACCAUAUGGUAUUAAAUAGAAGCAUACCAUAUGGUAAUGACUGGUAAAAAAUUAUUCAAUUUUUUUGUACUAAAAAUAUAUCAAAGUGGAUAUCAUUUUAAAGAGCACAUUUAAUCUGAAUUAUCUGUGUAAAAAAAAUUAAAUUUCGACUUAAAACGAGAGAGAAAUCGUCCGUUAAAGAUUAAAUAAAAAAAAGAUAAAAAAAACUUUCCAGGAGAGAGAGGAUACUAAUGUCAUGCUGAUGUGGACAAGUUACUCAUGGUUACUGAUCAUAGAGUUACCGACCUUAUCUGUUCCCCACGCCUAGAGGUGUCAAUUGGAUAGGUUGGGUCGGGUUCGGAUUGGAUCUAAUCAGGUUGGGAUCAAUCGAGUUGCGAGUUCAAUCGGGUCGGUUUCAAUUUGGAUCGGGUUUAAUUGGGUUGCAGAUCUAUUGGGUUACGAGUUAAUUAGGUCACUGGUCAAUUGGGUUACGGAUCGGGUCGGGUUAUGGGUGCAUCAAAUUACGGGUUUAUUAGAUUGCGGGUUAAUUCGGGUUCGGUCAGGUCGGAUUAUGGGUUUUUCGGGUCACCCCAUUGGAUCAUUUACUUCUUGACAAAAAAUAAUGUUUUACAAACUAUCAAUAUAUGAAUAUAAAGGUAAUGAUACAAAAUUUAAGAAAAUGAUAAUAUGAUAAUAUUUUACACAUACAAAUUAAAUAUCCAUUAUGUUAGUAUAGAACUAAAUAUAAAUUAAAUAGUGUAUAUAAAAGCUUUGUUGUUGGUUAUAAUUUUUUUUGUUUAUGGUGAGAGAUUGUAACUUCGCUUAUUUUAUUAAUUUAUAAAAAAAUUGAAUCAGUAAAAAUUUGAGAUGAAGUAAAAAAGGUAGACUAUAUGCUUAUACAUCUCGAAUUGAAUCGUUUUAAUUAAAUAUAGUAUGAACUAGAUAUGUGUCUCUUCAUUUCCACGAAGACUUAUGAACAUCAUUCCGAGUCAACCACUUAUAUAUCUUCACAAUUUUUUAUAUAUUCACGGUAACAUCUCAUCCUAAAAUUCAUGGGCCGAACAACGGUUCGCUCAAAUAUGAUAUCAUCAUCUAGUUCGAAUCGUCGAUUUAUUAAUUUAUAAAAAAUAAAUAAAAAUCAGUAAAAAGUUGAGAAUGAAGUAACAAGGGUAAACUAUCCACUUAUAUAUCUUGAUAGGGAUCCUUGAUUUCAUUGAUUUUCAAGGGUUGGUUAUUUUAAUUUAGUUAUGGGUGGCGGAGAUACAAAUUUGUGUCUAACUCUUCCUAUUAUCUUCAAAAAUUUAUCCUAUGAAUUUCAUAAAAUAAAAAAUGAAUGAAAAUAUAUUUCAAAUAUUAUUAUUUUAAAAAUUAAAUAUUUAAGAAAAAACCUCAAUUUAUACCAUCAAUUCUACAAAUAAUUUUCAAUUAUUAUGAGAACAACAGUUUUUUCUUGGUAAAUUUAAAAAUAUAAUAAUGUAUAAAUUGAAUUUUUGUACAAGCAUUGGGUCAAAUGGUGUUAUUCGGGUUAUUUGAGUUGGGUUCAGUUCGAUUAUGGGUUAUUUGGGUUAUGAAUCAUUCGGGUUAUAGAUGGAUCGGGUUAUGGGUUGGAUCAGAUAACGAGUUCAUCGAGUUAUGGGUUGAUCGAAUUACGGGUCAAUUGGUUUCGGGUUACGGGCAGGCUUCGGAUGGUUGACUUUUUGUCAAAUUGGGUUACGAACGGGUUAUGAGUUGGGUGGGUUGGGCGGGUUAGUCGGGUCGGGUUCAAUUUUGACAACUCUAUCCCCACCCCACCAAAUUUAUAAUAACCCAAAUCAAUUAACAAUAAGAAUGGCCUGCCGAGAUCUAUCAAUAUUUCCUUAUCCAACCCAAUUAAUUAGGAUAUAAAACUUGGAUUUUCUU